CUCCAGGUUUUCCCUCCUCUCCCUUUUAGCCAAGUUAGACUCACCUGCACGCAGUCGGAGCUCUGCAUCCUUUGGGAGAAGACAGGUCUGGUGUGGUGGAGAUAAAGAAUGGCGUCUGCUGCUCUAGGAGACGAGCUGAGCUGCUCCAUCUGCCUGAACCUUUAUACGGAGUUGGAGCCACUGAGAUGUGGACACAACUUCUGCCGGGAUUGUAUUGUGACUGCUCUGGAUACACAGGAGGGGUCCGGAGUUUAUUCCUGUCCGGAGUGCACAAUGGAGGAUGUAGAACGUCCUCCUAUGAAGAAGAAAAGGAAGUUGUGUAACAUUGUGGAGAAAUUCAGAUCUACACAACAAAAGGAGGAGAAAAGUGAGAUCCUCUGUACAUAUUGUGUGGAUUCUCCAGUGGGAGCCGUUAAAUCUUGCCUCCAGUGUGAGAAUUCCAUGUGUGAUAAACACCUGACAGCCCACAACAAGACAAUGGACCAUGUGUUGAUGGAACCCACCUCGUCCUUCAGAAGUAAAAAAUGCUCCAUCCACAAGAAGCUUCUGGAGUAUUACUGUUCCGAGGACGCCGUCUGUCUAUGUGUGUCCUGCUGUCUGGUGGGGAAACAUAAAGGACAUGAAGUGGAACUUCUAGAAGAGGCUUUGGAGAAGAAGAAGGAGAAACUGAGAAAUUUUCGAGAAAAGCUGACCACAUCGAAAGAGACCACCGAGAAGAAAAUUCUGAAUCUACAGGACCAGAAGAGAAAAGCACAAGAAAAAGCUGAUGAUGAGAAGAAGAGAGUCACUGACCUGUAUGAGGAUAUCAGGAGACAGCUGGAGGUCCAGGAACAGCGAGUCCAGAGUGAGAUCUCCAGACAGGAAGAGGAGGUCUCAUUUUCAGUCACUCAUCUCACCAAACAGUUGGAGAUACAGAAGGACGAGCUGUCCAGGAAAAUUGGUCACAUUGAGAAGUUGUGUAACAUGACCGACCCAAUAAGUGUCCUUCAAGAUCAGGAAUCAGACACAGGUGACCAGAAUGUGGAGGAAUCUUCUGUUCAUGAUCUGGAUGAUUUUAUGAUCUCUCUUGUUUUACACAAAUCUAUAACUGAUCUUAUCACUAAUAUGCAAUUGAAAAACAAUCUUUAUACGCAGGAUGGAACAGAUCUGCUACUGGAUAAAAAAACUGCCGGUGACUUUGUGGCUUUAUCUGAUGACCUGAGAACGGCAUCCAAGUCUGAAACAGAAAUGGUAAAACCAGAAUUGCCACAGAGAUUUACAGAAUACUCUCAGGUGAUGAGUAUUAAGGGAUUUUCCCAUGGGAGACAUUACUGGGAAGUAGAGGUCGGUGACUGUGGGUUUUGGGAUGUGGCUGUUUGCUAUCCCAGUAUAGAGAGAGAUGGUGAUGAGUCUUGUAUUGGGUACAAUAACAAGUCCUGGAGUUUCUGCAUAGAUGAAAAUGAAUAUGGAUAUCUACAUGAUUCUCAAUACCAGAAAAUAAACCUGAAGUCCCCUGUGAAGAGAUUGGGAAUAUAUUUGGAUUAUGAAGAUGGCCGCCUGUCCUUCUACCAGCUGAGUGACCCCAUCAGACACCUCCACACCUUCACCACCACCUUCACCGAACCCCUCCAUGCUGCUUUCUAUCUGAAUAAGGGAGCCUGGGUGAAGCUGGUAUCUCCGGUGUUUUCCAUAAAACAAUGAUUUACAACCAUUUCUUUUUUUUCUAAAAUGUUGUCAUCAAUACAAAUAAUAAAGUAGGUGAAAUCAC
Molecule: messenger RNA, 1747 nt
Organism: Rana temporaria (common frog)
Lineage: Eukaryota; Metazoa; Chordata; Amphibia; Anura; Ranidae
Product: E3 ubiquitin-protein ligase TRIM39-like
Exons: 2
Coding region: 109-1680 (523 amino acids)
Molecular function (GO): zinc ion binding; protein binding
Source: RefSeq, a predicted model, not a curated record